Molecule: messenger RNA, 2349 nt
Organism: Colletotrichum paranaense
Lineage: Eukaryota; Fungi; Ascomycota; Sordariomycetes; Glomerellales; Glomerellaceae
Product: chitin deacetylase 1
Exons: 9
Coding region: 1-2349 (782 amino acids)
Biological process (GO): carbohydrate metabolic process
Molecular function (GO): hydrolase activity, acting on carbon-nitrogen (but not peptide) bonds
Source: RefSeq, a predicted model, not a curated record
AUGGUUCAUGUCGAAGAAAGCUUGCAGAUACCCCGGGACUUUGAGGGUUUCGGCGAGGAGGGCUUCGAUCCAAAAUGGCCAGAUGGUGCCCGUAUCGCGGUUUCUUUCGUCCUCAACUAUGAGGAAGGCGGAGAACGAAGCACAUUGGACGGAGACCCUUUCUCAGAACCUUACUUAUGGGAGAAAGGCGCAUCCGGUGGCUGCAAAGAAGGCGCCAGGUACCUCAAUGCUGAGCAAGACUUUGAGUAUGGCAGUCGCUCAGCCUCUUGGCGUCUUAUCCGUCUCUUCAAAGAGUUUGGCUGGAGCUUCACUACUUACGCUGUAGCGCACGCGCUCAAGCGCAACCCGACCUUUGCAAAGGCGCUGGUCCGAGACGGGCACGAAAUCGCUUGUCACGGACUCAGAUGGCUGGAUAUCUGGAACUAUUCACUCGAGGAGGACAAGGAAUACAUCAAACAGAACAUCCUGAUGCUGAAGGAAGUAUCAGGUGAGAUGCCCGUCGGCGCUUACUUUGGCCGUGGUACACCCAAUACCCCCUCGCUAUUCCCGGAAGUAUGGAAGAGUCUUGGAGGAGAGUUUCUCUGGUCUUCUGAAUGCUACAACGAUGAUGUUCCUUACUGGCUCGACUUGCCAUGGGAGAAGGAGUUGCCAGAGGAGAAGCGAGAAGGCAUGCUGCUUAUCCCUUACAAUUAUGAUUGCAACGAUGGAAAAUUUCACAUGUCGCCCGGCUUUGGCAGCUCUGUUGCGGAGACGUAUGAGCAGUAUUUGAAGAACACCUUUGAUUGCUUGUACAGAGAGGGCGGCAAGCUGAUGAACAUUCCAUUGCAUACACGUAUCAUUGGCAAACCAGGCAGAUCGGAGGCUUUGAGAAAGUUCAUGAAUCCCAACAAUCAACUGCGCUCAGGCGGCAUCGGCAAAUUUGAGGAGGAUCCGACAACACAACAAACCUUGGCAUUGAAGGACGGGCAUGACGUCCGAAACUCAGAACUCGGCAUCACCGCCCCUGGCCACGCCCGGGGCUGUAGCUGUGAACCCCCGGAAGAGGGGCAGGACUGCAUGUACGAGAUGCAAAAGUCAUACACACGAGCUCUCGAAGAGCGAGUAGCUUUCUUGGAGAACAAGCUAGCCCAAGUCCCUACCCCAGAAGCAACCACAACUCCAAGGGAAACCGCAAGCAACUACUCAGUUCCAUCGGGUAGAGACAAAAAUGCGCUCAGUGACGUUGUAGCACACGUCUCGCUAGGAAACUUUGAGGCGCCGGCUUAUGUUGGACCCUCGUCUGGACUAUCCCUAGCCCUGAAUCUUGGCGAGAUGGUUCAAGCGACUGUCUGGAAUAAGAUGUUGCCAGACAUACAGGAUGGCACUACAGGCAAUCAAGCUAACUGUAUCAAUCCCAGUCCGAGAUGCAUCACAGUGGAAGAUCUUUUGGCUCAUAGUGUCAAGGAACCUCCAAGUGAUGAGCAGGGUUCUCAAAUGCUCAAAGCGUACACGUCUCAGCUGCACUCCAAGUACCCUUUCCUGGAGCCUGAGGAGUUGUGGAAGUUGCAUAGCGAGAGAAUGACUCUGGCUGCUAAACCAACACAAACUCUUACAAGGAUUGAACGCUUCGGUAUCUUCAAGUUUGUUAUCUCCAGAGUGUCGCUGGGUCGGCCUUUAAGCAUCGCAGAUAACCAGAUCGACGUUGAGCUUCCGAAUACCAUCAUCAACGGGAGCCCAUCUGCUUCGGUCCUUGUCGGGAACGACAUCACUCUGGCACUUGUUCUUUUUAAGCUUCGCAGGAUCGAGUCCAAGAUUCAUCACUCGGUCUAUCACUACGGCCACAGCUUCAUCGCAGUCCAAACAGUCUUUGUUGCAGGAGUCACUCUCGUGUAUGGAAUCUGGACCCAGGGUAAUGCCCUUUGGUCGGUGGCUGUGUCAAACGAUAUCAGAGCUUGCUCCCUAGUGCUCUUCGUCAUGAGCGAGAGGGCUCCCUGGGUACGUAAGUACCGAGACGCAUUCGAGGUGCUUGUCAAUGCAGCCAUGGAAAAGCUUCAGGACAACGAGGCUGGCCUUGCUGAGAUGGCCUCGGCCCAAAUGAGAGCCGGCAAAGCACCGGGUGCGGCUGAUAGCCGUGGAGUACAAAAUCCUGACCUCAGUGGGAACGAGACCACGACGCGUCCGAUUGAUAGCACUUAUAAUCAAUUCUUGAUGUCUGAAGACGGUGGAAUAGCGCUUGGGGAGUUUGAGGGCGCUUGGCCGAUGGUUGCAGAGCUUGCAAAUUGGAUCGAUCAGGACACAGAAGGUGCAAGUCCUGUCUGGAUGCCGAAUUUUGAGUUACUACAGAGUCUUUCAGGCACUUGGAACGAAUAG